Gymnodraco acuticeps is the source of this 3363-nucleotide messenger RNA. Its product is annotated as protein LSM14 homolog A-like. Gene Ontology annotation, cellular component: P-body. The transcript is spliced from 10 exons. The record is from RefSeq and is a predicted model, not a curated record. Lineage: Eukaryota; Metazoa; Chordata; Actinopteri; Perciformes; Bathydraconidae. The coding region runs from base 205 to 1572 and encodes 455 amino acids. Gene Ontology annotation, biological process: P-body assembly; cytoplasmic stress granule assembly. Gene Ontology annotation, molecular function: mRNA binding.
UCAGCGGCGGUUGAAGGAAAAUGAAAUCGGCCAUGUCGUGGUAGAGAUCUGUCCUGCAUCCAGCGAGGCUUAAUCACGGCUUAAUUAAUCUUUUUCUCAUGUAAUGUAGACUUAGAACCACAGCUCUGAUAAUUACAACAUCUAAACCUCUCGUUUGACAGAAAAAAAUCCAGUCAAAUAUCGUGAAAAACCAGAUAUUCCAACAUGAGCGGAGGAGGAACGCCGUACAUUGGGAGCAAAAUUAGCUUAAUCUCCAAGGCCGGGAUCCGCUAUGAAGGAAUUUUGUACACCAUUGAUACGGAGAACUCGACCGUAGCUCUUGCUAAAGUGCGCUCUUUUGGCACUGAGGACCGGCCCACUGACAGGCCUAUUCCUCCUCGAGAUGAAGUGUUUGAGUACAUCAUCUUCAGAGGGAGUGACAUAAAGGACCUGACAGUCUGUGAGCCGCCCAAAGCCACUAGCUCCCUGCCUCAGGACCCUGCUAUAGUUCAAUCGUCGCUUGGGUCCGCCAAUGUUGCCCCGCCGCCCUCCUUCCAGGCCCCGGGGCCCUACGCUCCGCUCAGCAAGGCCCCUCCUGCCCCCUACAGCCAGUUUGGAGUCACCCCCCUGGCAUCUCAGCCGUUUGGAUCUGCUGGAGGACGCGCCAGUCCCGAACUGGACUCGUUGAAAAAACGUCCCAUCCUGGAGCAGGCAGUGCAGCCCCCCCCCUCUUCUGCUCCCGCCCCCCCUGCUCCUGUGGGUCAGAGGCCUCAGCCCAUUGCGGCCCCCCGACCCACCAGCAGCAGCGCAGGCAUCCAGAAGCCCCCCGACCUCCUGGAGCAGAGACGCGCUCCUGAGGUUCAGACGGUGUCUCAGCCUGAGCAUGAACACGGUGCGAUGGAGAACCGAGACCCCAACAAGCGCUACAAUGCUGGUCUGCAGUCUAACCGCCGUGGGCGCGGCAGAGGGAACCGCAGCAGAGGCCGAGUGAACGUACGUCGGGACGGUGCCAUGAAGUUUGAAGAAGACUUCGACUUUGAGACCGCCAACGCUCAGUUCAACAAGGAUGAGAUCGACAAAGAGCUGCAGAACAAACUCAAACUGAAAGAUGACAAGAUUGAGAAGUCUCUGAAUGGAGAGGAAGCUGCAGAGUCAGCAGAACAUCCGGCCAGCGAGGGCACCACCGCCGCCAGCACCACAACCACCACCACCACCACCAACGAAGAUGACGAGGCUACGUCCAACACUUACUACGACAAGACCAAGUCCUUCUUCGAUAACCUGGGUGCUGACGAUUUAAGUAAAGGGGGCGAUCGAGGCUUCUCAAGCCAGCGGAGGAAUACCUGGGCGGAGGAGCGGCGGAUGAACUCUGAGACGUUCGGCAUCCCUCUGAGACACAACCGAGGACGAGGAGGUUUCCGCGGGCGAGGCUUCAUGGGGCCCCGCGGCGGCAGAGGGCGGCCCCUCAGCCGAGGCUCCUUCGCGCCCCCGAGAGGACCCCCCCCGGGCUUCAGAGGCGCGUUCAGGGGCGGCAGAGGAGGCCGGGAUUUCUCUGACUUCGAAUACAGGAAGGACAACAAAGUGGCUGCGUAGGACCACACCCCAUUUGAAAAAGUGUAUCCCUUCAUCAUGAUUCUGUUGAAAAAUAUUCUUUGGUCUCAACAUUUGACGGAGAGAAUGAAGACAUCCAGUCAGCCACCAGCAGCGAGGUGGACUGCGUUACAUCGGGGGGGGGGGGGGGUGAGAGUGCAGCUCCCUGUUCUCCACUUUGAGAAUUAGGCUUAUCUUUUUGUUUUUAUUAUUUUCAGCCCAGACGUAUUGUUUUGAAAGCAGCAGCCGGACGACAGCGUGUGAAGACCUUGCUUUGAGUCUGUUUCUGCACCGAUGGGCGUUUCUUACAGACGAUCGCGAGUCAUGUGAUUGAUAGCUUUAUUAUUUUUACUUAAUUUUCCCAUCUUGUCGUGUACGUUGGCACCAAAAUUCACUGCAUUGCCUGUCGCACCGCGGUUUCUUUCUGCCCCGACUUACUUCGUUCGGUCGCCAUGAAUUCAGUAUUUUUUUUUUUUUUUUAAACAUCCAUUAUUUCGAAGUGAAAUCAAAGCCAACUUAAAAAUAAAUAAAAAAAUCUGAAGUGAAUAUUGUGAUGAAUGUAUGUCUGAGGCUCAUAUUCUACCCCGACAAAUUGUGGCUCGCCCUCCAGACUCUCUCGUUGUUUUAUUUUAGAAAUGUUCCUUCAGUAUUUAGCGUUGCGUAGAUCAUACUGUGACCCCUCGACCCUCCAGGUGAAUAAUGUCUGCUUCAUGUUAACGGUGGCCCCCUUAAUGCAAGCAAUCGGUAGGAUCAAUGGGGUCUAGCUUUAGUAAGCAUUCGUAGUCUUUUUUCUUUUGACCGGAUCUGUCUUUUUUUUAUAUGUAUAGUUGACGAAACAAAGCAUUCCCAUGAUUUGUGUCUGUGAAAAGAGGAACAUCCGAUACUAUAAAUGCCUUUAGAAGUUCUUAGGAGACAGAAAUAAUUGCGUUAAUUCAGAUUUAAACCUGCAGAAAGACCUUACAACGAGUCAGAUUUGGGAAGAAAUGCUCCGCUACGUUGCCAAAUAAAGCAUUUAAUUGAGAGAUGAUCAUUAUUAGACGAAACGUAUCGAGCCAUCUCUUAAGGCAUGUCCCCUUUUUCUGUUAUCGGCUUCCUUUGAAUUCUCUUUAGAGUCGUGUCACCUGCUGUUAUUUCUCUGCAAAAUGGAUCAUUUACUAAAAAUGGGAAACCUUGUCUGUGAUUUGAACGAUGUCUCGAAAACGUAUCUGUUCUGCCCUUCUUUGGUUUUGUUUGUAGCUCCUCUUGUUGCAUUGUUGUCAAUGGCAUUGUUCUCUGGAGUGAUUUCUGUUUUUUACACACUUGUGAACAAAGGGACGUGACCUGGAUGUGGGUGCCAGUCGAUUGGGAGGGGGAGGGGGGGGGGGGAUAUAAUAAUAAUAUUUCUGGCUCUGAUUCGUUAGUACUUAGGGAGUGCCUUCACGGUGGUGGAUUUUUACAGCUCUCCCUUUAACUUAAAAGUCAACAAACGUAUUGAUAGCACUACAAGGCGAGGCUAGAUCCUUCUCAGUAGCUGUGGUUUGAAACUAAACGGCCUGUUUGAAAAUAUUAAACUGUGCUUUUUGACUGGAUAUAUAUUCCUGCUGAUCACUGCAUGACGGCCGUAGAAACCAUCACUUCACACGGGGCUUUCGCAAUAACCAGCAAGAUUGAAUUUGAGAUAGAAAAAGUAUUAAAAACUGACAUGUUUUCAUAUGUUUGUUACUCCUUCCAGUCACUGGAAUUGUGAACCAGGAAUUGUUUUCAUGAGAAUAUCAGCAAAUUCAGUUUUUACGUAAAAUAAAGAGUUGUACAAUA